AAUGGGAACUGGUCUGGAAUGGGAAAGAUUGACAGGAACUAGUCCGGCACGGGAAAAGACUGGUCUGGGAGUGGCAAAGGCCCAUCAGGGCUGCUCUGAGAUAAAAGAUCCCCAAUUGCCACCGGUCCAGAGCCGGGAAGUGCCGGUCUGGGGUGACUUUUGCGUCCUCUCGGGCAGACGAGCGCCCGCCAAGCGCCGCGUGGGUUCUUCCCCCAGAGGAGAAGCUGGAGCCACCGCAGGCCAUGAACGCCCUGAUGAAGCUGAACCAGCUCAAGCCGGGGCUGCAGUACAAGCUGGUGUCCCAGACCGGCCCCGUGCACGCCCCCAUCUUCACCAUGUCCGUGGAGAUCGACGGCAGCACCUUCGAGGCCUCGGGGCCCUCCAAGAAGACGGCGAAGCUGCACGUGGCCGUCAAGGUGUUGCAAGACAUGGGGUUACCCACCGGAGUGGAAGGCAAAGACUCCGGGAAGGGCGAUGAGUCGGCGGAGGAGACGGAGCAGAAACCGGUGGUCGUGGCUCCUCCGCCCGUCGUCGAAACAGUGUCGACGCCCACGGCGGCCUCGCCCCCGGCAGAUCAGACCCCCGAGAACGUGAAGCAGCAGGGACCAAUCCUGACAAAGCACGGGAAGAACCCCGUGAUGGAGCUGAACGAGAAGCGGCGCGGGCUGAAGUACGAGCUGAUCUCGGAGACGGGCGGCAGCCACGACAAGCGCUUUGUCAUGGAGGUGGAGGUGGACGGGCAGAAGUUCCAAGGCGCCGGCUCGAACAAGAAGGUGGCCAAGGCCUACGCGGCGCUGGCCGCGCUGGAGAAGCUGUUCCCGGAUGCUCCCGUGGCCAUCGAGCAGAACAAGAAGAAAAGAACCCCCGUGCCAGCCAGGGGAGGCCCCAAAUUCCCAGUCAAACAGCACAACCCGGGGUUCGGGAUGGGGGGCCCCAUGCACAACGAGGCCCCCCCGCCCCCCAACAUGCGCGGCCGCGGCCGGGGCGGAAACAUCCGGGGCCGCGGGAGAGGCCGGGGCGGCUUCGGCGGCAACCACGGCGGCUACAUGAACACAGGUGAGGGCCAGACCCCCCCAGGGA
Corapipo altera (White-ruffed manakin) is the source of this 1080-nucleotide messenger RNA. Its product is annotated as interleukin enhancer-binding factor 3-like. The annotation marks the transcript as partial. Gene Ontology annotation, cellular component: cytoplasm; nucleolus. The record is from RefSeq and is a predicted model, not a curated record. Gene Ontology annotation, molecular function: double-stranded RNA binding; double-stranded RNA adenosine deaminase activity; tRNA-specific adenosine deaminase activity. The transcript is spliced from 5 exons. NCBI's taxonomy places the organism in Eukaryota, Metazoa, Chordata, Aves, Passeriformes, Pipridae. Gene Ontology annotation, biological process: RNA processing; adenosine to inosine editing.